AGUGCUGUCGCGCUGUCAUUCGUCCAAGUUUUCAUCAUGGAGUUUCGCACGACAAGCGUGAUGUCUCUACUUUUGCCGGUAUUCCUUUCCGUUGUUUUGAUGUCCUGCGUCUCGGCAGACAAUGACGAUCACGGUGAGGUCAAGAACGAAUACAAUGAGUUGAUGUUCAAUCAUGCCAUCGGGAAAUCGGCGCAUUUCAUCAUGUUUUUCGCUCCUUGGUGUGGACAUUGCAAGAAGUUAGCGCCAGUAUGGGAUCAACUUGCUGAGCGUUUUAAUACAGAUGAAUCUGUGCCAGCCACUUAUGCAAAGGUUGACUGUAUCAAGGAGACCAAGGUUUGCCACGAGAACGAUGUCAAGGGAUACCCAACUCUCAAGUUCUUCAACCCAGGCAAGCAGCCGGCCAAAUACACCGGCAAACGAGACUUUGAAAAUCUGGAGAGGUUCAUGCUUGAACAACUUGACAAGAAGAAGGAGAGUGUUCCCCAACCUCCGGAGGCCAAACAUGGACUCUACGAGCUGACGGAAGACAACUUCAAGGGGCACAUUACCGAGGGUGACCACUUUGUCGAAUUUUACGCCCCCUGGUGCGGACACUGCAAGAGAUUGGCGGAGCCAUGGCAACAGCUCGCAGAAGGGUUCUCACACAACGAAGCCAUCACGAUAGCAAAGAUUGACUGUACAGCACAUAGACAGGUCUGCAGGGAACACAACGUAAACAACUUCCCAACACUCAAGUACUUCAGGGACGGCAAGGAGAUUGACACCUACAAAGGUGGGCGUGACCACAAAUCCCUGAAGGAGUAUGUCACCAGCAAGAUGGCUCCGCCCAGCACCGAAGCCCCGCCCACUCAAGACAUCAAGAAGGAAGAAAAGAAAGUGGAGGAGAAGAAGAUAAUGGACGGGCCGGCGGGGCAGACUGAGCCUCGGGAAUCUAAGGUCGUCAUAUUAACUGAAGAUAGUUUUCCAGAGGGCAUCUCGAAAGGCCUCACAUUUGUCAAAUUCUUCGCACCUUGGUGUGGUCACUGCAAGAAACUAGCUCCCACCUUUGAAGACUUGGCUCGGAAAGUCGAGGACAAGCCAGGCCUUACAGCGGCCAAGGUGGAUUGCACGGUGCACAAAACCACCUGUAGUAAACAUGAGGUUAAAGGUUACCCCACCCUGAUGUUAUUUAAGAAUGGCAAUUUUGUGGAGAAAUACAGCGGAAGUCGCUCUCUGGACGAUAUGUAUUCCUACAUGCUCCGUAAACUCAAAGAAUCGCAGAAGGAGGAGUUGUAAGACAUCCUUCACAGUCGCUAAUCAUGGUUUUAUUCUUAAAAGUAGUGGCCAGAUAUUUUUCUCUUGUGAAAAGAUGCAACUGAAUGUGAGAGUGAUAAAAUCAAAUGUCCAAAAUUAAAGGCUGAAGUCACUUUAAUAGCCCAUUCAAAAUCAAUUUGCCAACUUAACCAGUUCAAGUCGGAGGACGUGUAUACACGCAAAGGUUUUGCAAUACAUGUAAUUGGAACAGAUGAUAGAUAAACACGCAAGGAGAGAGGCCGGAAAUAUCUGUCAGCGACCCACUCGCAAGCGAGGCAGGAAAUAUCAGGGUGUGCUACCUGCAGAUGAUGGCCUGAAACCGCGGCAUCAAUCUUUAUGAAAAACAAUUCUGCGCAUGGGUCCGGUCGAUGUCAAAAUAAUCCCGGCACAAACUGGUUAAAUUUGCACAACAGAAAAUACCGAAGUGAAAAUGUUCAUGUGAUCAAGUUUGCUGUGGGGAAAAAAAAUUACUGUUGAUAGUAUUAAACAGCUUCCAUCUGAAGUAAGCUUCUUAUCUUUUACCAAACACAAUUUGUUGGCCUAAAGGCACAAUUUGUAAGUCGUAAUUUGUCAAGCAUUACUCAAACUUGUAUAAGGUUUUUACCUUUUGAUAGAUAUGUGCACAUAUUUUCAAGUGUUUAUAAUCAAAAUAUUGCAUUUUAUGGAAGGAAUGUUGCAUCCUGUCUUCUUUUUUUCAAUAUAAUCCCAAUGAAGGUAAAUCGUGGCAACAAUUUUGAAAGGACAUGAAUCUGGGACUGAGAAACAUUUCCACUUAUGUCGGAAAAUACUUUGAAAAUGCACUCAACUCUCCAUAGACUUUGUACACAACCAAAGUGGCGUCUGGAUAUUACAUUCUUUCCAUUUCAUUUUUGGCACUGAUUUGUACUUCAGCUUGCCAAGUUUAGUUCUUGAAAGUUGUAUUAAAGUGCAAUAACUCAAAACUAAGUAACAAUUGCGCCCUUAUAACAUUCAUUUUCAUCGUUUCAGUUGUAUCUUUUGGGACUUUUAAAGUUUGAAGAUUAGUUUAGGUGUAUUUUUUUUUAGAUUUGAUUUAUUUCAGAAUCCAAAAAUAAUAUUUUGUAAUAAUUAUGAUUAUUCAGAUUUUCGUUUCCACAAGUGCCUUACCAAGAUCUUGUUUAAUACAUACAUGGUGUGCAAGAUUUUGUCUAGUUUUAUAAGAGGUUUUUACUCUUUUUUGGGAAAGGUUAUUCGUCAUAGAAGUUUCAAUUUUAAACAUUCCAAUAUUUCUUGAAACCCGUCAAUACAGCGCACAAGGAUGGACAUCAUGCUUGUUUCUAAGUAUCAAAACAAAACUGUACUCUGUCAUAUUUCAAGGUCGACUCAUGUUAUUGUAUUUUUAGGAGCAGACAGUACAUAUUAUUGCAGUUUUGUAAGGAAACGUCAAUACAUUCUAGAAAAUAAGCUCGUUCCUUUUCCAAGAAACAAAUUAUGAGUUAUAAAAUAUUGAAAACAGUACUCACCGUUACAAUUGUUUUCACAAAUAUGAAUUGGAUCGAACUACAUUUUCAUGAUCACAUUUUUGUGUGCACUUGUAAUUUUAACAGAGUAUAUAUCUCCUUUUACAUUUCCAAAUACUUGGUGUUUCAUAUGCUCUAAAAAGUAUUGUUCAUGUACUUAAAAAGUAUGAUUAUAUCUGAACUUGUGAUAAUCUAAAUCACAAGGAAUAUAUACACCAUAUUAUUUGUCAAAAACAUUUAUACUUUUACACUGUUUACAAAUAUUUUCCUAGUCUGUUUAGUCUGUCUAUUACACAUCAGAAAAAUAAAUUUACAGCAAUCAGAUAGAA
Messenger RNA from Patiria miniata (bat star), 3100 nucleotides. It is a transcript of the gene txndc5, whose product is annotated as thioredoxin domain-containing protein 5-like. Lineage: Eukaryota; Metazoa; Echinodermata; Asteroidea; Valvatida; Asterinidae. The coding region runs from base 37 to 1275 and encodes 412 amino acids. Gene Ontology annotation, cellular component: endoplasmic reticulum. The record is from RefSeq and is a predicted model, not a curated record. Gene Ontology annotation, biological process: protein folding. Gene Ontology annotation, molecular function: protein disulfide isomerase activity. The transcript has 9 exons.